AAGGUGGUAAGCUAUCUGACCUAAAGCCUGAUCUGGCUAAACAAUGGGCUAGCCAAUUGCGGAAUAUGAGGCAAAAGCUGAUUCUGGCCAUUACAAAAAAAUUAUCAGGAUAUCGGCACCAUUCUGGUGCGAUUGAAAAAAUUUUAAAACAACAUCAUAAGACGCAGCGUCGGACAGCAACAAUAAAUGCUGAUCCAAAAUUAAAGGCCUACAAUCGUGCAAGAAUGGUGAAAAAUAGUAAGGUGAAUGAG
Messenger RNA from Ambispora leptoticha, 251 nucleotides. NCBI's taxonomy places the organism in Eukaryota, Fungi, Glomeromycota, Glomeromycetes, Archaeosporales, Ambisporaceae. The record is from the annotation of a GenBank genome assembly.